Mycotypha africana is the source of this 594-nucleotide messenger RNA. RefSeq lists its product as uncharacterized. The record is from RefSeq and is a predicted model, not a curated record. The transcript is spliced from 5 exons. The coding region runs from base 1 to 594 and encodes 197 amino acids. NCBI's taxonomy places the organism in Eukaryota, Fungi, Mucoromycota, Mucoromycetes, Mucorales, Mycotyphaceae.
AUGUAUGUGAUUGCAAUGAACCGGAGAGGGUUGACUCAAGGAACAGAAGGAGAUAAAACUCAUCGAAACACAUACACCUUUCAUCAAAACGGCCAUACCACUAAUAUUCUGUCAUUACUUAUCCUACAUCUGCCGAAAUCAAGACAAGCUCCUUAUGUCCACACUUUAAAAACGGCGCAGAUCAAAUGGAAGAUUUCUAAUAGAGGACAGAUUGCACCUGAUAGAUAUGGGCUGUUAAAUAAGGAAUAUGAAGGUAGAUUUUCGCUAGUUGAUCAUUACUCCUCCUUUAUCAGACUAACGAGUAACUUCAAUAGUCAUACCUCUGUACCAUUUGAACUCUGCUUCAAAUCCAUAAGGAAAGAUACACCUGUUAACUCCAAACACCCGUCUAUAUUCUCUAUACGAGUAAAUACUUCUCAUGAGAUCAGCAUUAAUGCAAAUUUACUUAAUUGUGAAAGCUCAUUACGAUUAUCAUUUGCAUUAUUGAGGGAUAUAAUGGUAGCCAUAGGCUUAAAAGUCUCGUUACUGCGUCAAUUAUUCUUUGGAAAGAGGAAUAGAACGUAUAAACAUGGUGAUGGUGAAACAGAAUAUUAA